Messenger RNA from Rosa chinensis, 327 nucleotides. RefSeq names its product coatomer subunit alpha-2-like. NCBI's taxonomy places the organism in Eukaryota, Viridiplantae, Streptophyta, Magnoliopsida, Rosales, Rosaceae. The coding region runs from base 64 to 327 and encodes 87 amino acids. Gene Ontology annotation, biological process: endoplasmic reticulum to Golgi vesicle-mediated transport; intracellular protein transport; intra-Golgi vesicle-mediated transport. Gene Ontology annotation, molecular function: protein binding. Gene Ontology annotation, cellular component: COPI vesicle coat. The transcript has 3 exons. The record is from RefSeq and is a predicted model, not a curated record.
CACCGCCUCAGACCCUCGAUUCGCAGUCGCCAAUGACGUCUUGAGUUCUUCCAAUCCACCGCCAUGAGUUUCAUCUUUGGCAAACGAAAAACACCUGCAGUGAUCACGGUGGUGAAGAUGUUGACAAAGUUUGAGACAAAGAGUAAUAGAGUGAAGGGACUGAGCUUCCACACUAAGAGGCCAUGGAUCCUCGCGAGUCUGCACAGUGGUGUGAUCCAACUAUGGGACUACCAUAUGGGGACUCUUACUGAUUUCCACAAAUCAGAGCCUCUCUUUGUGUCUAGAGGCAUGAACUUCUUCUUUUUGAACCCUUAUGAGAAGAAUUAG